Molecule: messenger RNA, 1554 nt
Organism: Suillus bovinus
Lineage: Eukaryota; Fungi; Basidiomycota; Agaricomycetes; Boletales; Suillaceae
Exons: 2
Coding region: 193-1422 (409 amino acids)
Source: RefSeq, a predicted model, not a curated record
CUAAGUAAGGGUUCGGCUACACACGUUAUAUAAGCUGAUAUGUCAUUUGAUUACGAGCCUUGAAGCGACGCGGAACGUCAAGGAGUCUCUUGCCAUUCUACCACCACCACUACCUUCCGUUGUUUAUUUGGGUCUCAUCACUGCCAGCAUCGACGAAGAAGUCCCAUCCAAUCUUUCAUACCUUCAAGGUUCAUGUCGUCUCCGUCAACAUUUAAUUAUCAUCGAAGAUCUCUCUCAGCUUCUUCGCCCUCGCCCUCGCCCGUUCCAAAAACUCUAUGGCGUCCAGCAAGCAAACGAGUUCGCUCAUCGUGCAAUAGCCCUGCCCUUCCAGACUCUGCAUCUCCUCAAACACGUAAUUUCGACUUCUGGCGGACGGGGAAGAGACUCCGCAGAGAUAUAUCCCCCCCUUCCGUGACACAUACUACUGGGUCGUCCACUCCGGCGUCGACGGAUAGUCACAGUUCCGGUGUCAGUUCUUCUCCACCCCACACACCACUGUUCGCUGCUACUCCAGAAGAAUUUCACCUGUUCCCUAGCCGCUCAAGUCAUAGAGAAACCGUAUCUGAGAAGUCCAGCUCCACAAACCUUGUCGGCAUUCGGUGCUCGCAUUCUGACAUUUCCGAGGCUGACGCUACUCGCCUCAGGUCGAAUGCAUUUUGGGAACUCCGCAGGAGUAUUGCCGUAAGCGGGGAAGGCCUUGUAAAACGGAUGCGUGAUUUUGAGCAUUCCCGUUCAAAAUCGGGUAUAUACAAGCGCGCUAGGACUGUUGACAGACAAAGGGCCAAGAAACGGCAUUCCCCUAGCGUCCCCGUGACCAGAUGUGUCAGGAGGCCUAACAGUUCUGAGAGCGACGAGGAUGACAUCCAAAUAUACUCUGGAGAACUUUGUGGUCUCCCCGUCUCCCGUCAAAAACGAGCAUCGAGCCUCGGGUCCAUGGACCUGGACGACGAUGAGAUACAGUCCAGUCCUUUAUCAGAAUAUAUGGAUCAUGCAUCCACCCGCUCUUCGUCUUCCAACGAUGACGCAGACGAUCUUUCUCGCCGCUCCUUUAACAGCACAUUCCACCCUGACGCAUUGCAUUCAACAUCAUCAUCUCCAGCAUAUAAAUAUUCUGCUUAUACCACGGCAUUUAGUCCACCUCUAUCUGGCCCUUCAUCGAGCUCUCCAGCUUGUUCCUUUGAUGCACCACGUUCCAGUCCUAUACAAAACUCAAUCUCUCGAUCAUCUCAUCCCAUUGCCGCAUCCUCUGCAUCCAGCCAAGAAGAUGUGACUUUGACCUCUUCUGCCUCGCGGACUGAAAAGGCCAUUGCGGCUCUCAGUCUGGCUAUAGCCAACGGUGCGGCAGGUCUAGGCGACUACGACGCCCUUCGUGAUAUUCCUUCUGUCAUGAUCGACUCUCAAGUGGGCGAGCUCUGGCACUAGGUCUCUACAGCUACAAUCAUCAGGAUCUUAUCUUUCAAAAGUCUUGUUUAUGCCUCAUUUCUAUAUGAUAGUAUUCGCAUGCACCUCCGUCUGGACUCGAUUCAAAAUCCCUAUUUCUUUUUCAACAGCAAU